Molecule: messenger RNA, 3283 nt
Organism: Lagopus leucura (white-tailed ptarmigan)
Lineage: Eukaryota; Metazoa; Chordata; Aves; Galliformes; Phasianidae
Gene: RIMS4
Product: regulating synaptic membrane exocytosis 4
Exons: 6
Coding region: 1-813 (270 amino acids)
Biological process (GO): positive regulation of synaptic transmission; regulation of synaptic plasticity; regulation of membrane potential
Cellular component (GO): cytoskeleton of presynaptic active zone; presynaptic membrane
Molecular function (GO): small GTPase binding; transmembrane transporter binding
Source: RefSeq, a predicted model, not a curated record
AUGGAGCGGUCGCAGAGCCGCCUCAGCCUCUCCGCCUCCUUCGAGGCCUUGGCCAUCUACUUCCCCUGCAUGAACAGCUUCGACGAGGAGGACGCGGAUGGGGACGGUCGGAGACUCAAAGGAGCCAUCCAAAGGAGCACAGAAACAGGGCUGGCUGUGGAAAUGCCCAGCCGGACCGUGCGCCAGGCCAGCCACGAGUCCAUUGAGGACAGCAUGAACAGCUAUGGAUCGGAGGGAAACUUAAAUUUCAGUGGAGUCCAUCUGGCAUCUGCUGGGCAGUUCAGUGACUUCCUGGGCAGCAUGGGUCCUGCACAGUUUGUUGGGCGUCAGACCUUGGCCACCACCUCGAUGGGGGACGUGGAAAUUGGCUUGCAAGAGCGAAAUGGGCAGCUAGAAGUGGAUAUCAUUCAGGCUCGAGGACUCACACCAAAACCCGGCUCCAAAACACUGCCAGCUGCUUACAUCAAAGCUUACCUGUUAGAGAAUGGCGUGUGCAUUGCGAAAAAGAAGACAAAAGUGGCUCGCAAAUCAUUAGACCCUUUGUACAAUCAGGUGUUACUGUUUCCUGAGAGCCCCCAGGGCAAAGUAUUACAGGUGAUAGUCUGGGGAAACUACGGCCGCAUGGAGCGCAAGCACUUCAUGGGAGUCGCAAGGGUCCUCCUGGAAGAACUGGAUUUGUCAACUUUAGCAAUUGGCUGGUACAAGCUCUUCCCAACCUCCUCAAUGGUGGAUCCCACUACAGGCCCGCUCCUGCGCCAGUCCUCGCAGCUUUCCCUGGAGAGCACAGUGGGACCCUGCUGUGACAGGUCUUAGUGAGUAAGGAAGGGGGAACUGCUUUUGUUUUUUAAACAUGCUGUCAAGGUUUUGUUUGCUGGAACUCUGACCUCAAGCGCAAUGCAUGUUCAAUCAGUUCUUGUGGAGCUGGAAGAGGAGGAUAAACCAGUGACCUUAGACAGAAGACAAGGGGGAGGGUGCUGUACCCUCUCUGUCGGAGGAGGUGCCGUGGGGCAUGAGUCCUAGUUGUCAAAUUAGACAUACACCUCUUGUUUCGCUUCUCACUGUCAUUCUUGGACCCUUGUUUCAGAUCAGCAUUAACUCUGGAAAGUUGCAGCAUUUGAAAAUUCUGGGAGGAGUAAGGAAGGUGUUUUUCUUAACUGUGCAUCUUCAAAAUUUCUUAGGCAGAUUCUUUCUCAAAGUACCUAAAAAAUGCAGAGGCCAAUAUCUGACCUAGAAAGAGCAAGAGCAGAAAGUUUCAGAGGAAGCAUGAGUUUUUCAUAAGAUCUUAUGGAAAAAAGAAAGAAGAAAGAAACCUGUAAUUCUUUCUUUAGUGUCAAUUCCACAUCACUGAAUCACGUUCCCUGUAGCACUGUCAUCGCUGUGUUUUCAAACUGUGCCAAAUUACCAGCAAGUGUCUUUCCUGCAUUACUUGUGUAACACUGCUGAUGAAGCAUACUUGGUGGGAGAGUAAGCGCCUGCUUAGGCCAGGCAGUUUGAACAGAGUUUGAGUUUAGCAGUCUAAUGAUCUGCAAUUUUGCUCAGAAAAAAACCCCCAGACCACUAGAGGUGGGAGCUGAGCAUCAGACUUGCAGCUUGAGAUAUGCUUUAUCCCUUUAUACCCUCACUUGUUACUCUGCGUCCUUCAGUCACUUCUUCUGUCUCCUGCUCUUCUUUCAUCUCCUUUGUACCAGUACAUAUCUGCUGGAGAUGCUGCCCUUCCUGUCGUGCUAUUGACUGACCUGAAACGGGGCUGUUUUAUUCUGCCGCAGGAGAGUGAGAUUUGCAGGGGUGCAGAAGAAAGAAAUUUGAGUCUGUCAUCUGACAGGAAGGUGCUGAGAGCACAUAACCUUCCUCAUGGAAAGAAGGUUGCUUUAGGCACUCAGUAAUACGCAAGCAAUUCAGCAUGUGCUGAAAGAAGAGAUGCUGUCCCCAGAGUAUGGAGCAGUAAUGGGUGAGGAAGCUGAAGGCACAGUGGUCACAGCAUGUUUAUUUCAUUUAAGUGCAACGUUAACUGGAAAGGAACAUCGUAGGUGAACCUGUGAAGCACGUUCUCUGUCAGCAGAGUCAUGUGCUAGAGAAAGGCAAGCUAGAUCCUUCACUCAAUUAAAAUCUCUUCUUUGAAAACACUUACUAUAAAAAAUAACAGAGAUCUCCAAAGAUUUCCUGCUAAUGGCUAGAUUUUUUUCGUAAUUCUUAAUGAGGAUUUGGUGAUUGCACUUUCCAAAUAAGCUUUGGAGAUGUUUUGCUUUGUGAUUUAGAAGUGAAGGUCCCAUAUCAUGUUCAGGAGUGAGCAGAUCCUCAGCCUCUCACUGAGGCACUCAGAGCAUUUAUUUCUGCAUGCGGACCUCAGCUUUGUUAGAGUAAAGCAUGACUGUAGAGUGGGUGGUGAGAGCAGUUGCUUUUUGAUCCAAGCUUGUCUGUGGCGUUUUAAAUCAUUUUGAGGUAAAUUUCGGAAUAGGUACCAAACAAAUAGGCCUUACAAUAGUGUCUGUAAAAAUGAUAUGAUAUAAAGGAGAGGGAAGGCGCAGAAGGGACAUGGAAUGAAUGAAUAGGUUUUUAAGUGGCAAAAGCCUCAGCAUUUCAGAUAAAUCUCUUAAUUUCCUUGAUGAGAUAUGUCUCUGGCCUCUCGCUAAUUAUUUUUUCUAAUCGUAUUAGACAAUUUCUAUAUAUUAGCUGAAGAAAGUUUGUUGCAUGCUGGUCAAACUAUGUUGUGACGCUCAUUUUUUUAAAGAAGCACAUUUACUGUAAUUCAAGUCAGCAUCCUUUCCUCUUGGUAUGUAGUGAGUACUAGGCAAUAUUGUACAAUACAUGUAUGAACUAGAAUAGAUUAGGUAGAUUUAGUGGUUUGUAGCACCGGAUCUUUUAAUAACUAUGUCUUUAAGAGGACUGUGGGGAGCUGCGGGUUCGUUCCAAGCCUGGUCACCGAGAAACAGGGCUUCUGUUCUAAGUAGUGCUGAGCACUUCCUAUUGGAGAUUGUUUGACAUUAUCUCCUGGUAACAGCCGGUUGGUCAUCUUUGUCCUCUGUCAGUAAGAUGAAUGCAACGUUGCAGUCUUUUAUCCCCCCCAAAAUUCCCUCUGAAAUAUUAUUUAAUGCCUGUCCAUUGGAAAGCUCAGUUCUGCUAUGCCUGGUGAAUGCAACAUGUCUCUAAAUCCCUAAAAGUGCAGCAAGCUCAUAGACAACCAGCGUAGUUAAAACAGGACUCCUCAAUGCUGAGGAAUGUCUUCCAUUUAUUUGUAGUCAUUCUAAAAGUUUGUUGUCAGGGUUAGAGAAAAAAAAAAAAAAAA